This is a messenger RNA of Benincasa hispida (wax gourd), 3936 nucleotides long. RefSeq names its product SET domain protein 14 (gene SDG14). Lineage: Eukaryota; Viridiplantae; Streptophyta; Magnoliopsida; Cucurbitales; Cucurbitaceae. Gene Ontology annotation, biological process: regulation of transcription by RNA polymerase II. Gene Ontology annotation, molecular function: protein binding. The record is from RefSeq and is a predicted model, not a curated record.
CGCUUGCGGUUUCUUUUCGGUUUAGGCGGAUCGAUCCCCGGCUCUGACACAGCUCGUAGCAUCGUCGUUUCCUUCCUCUGCGAGUUUGAGUGAUUUCUUUCGUCUGAAAUUAGCACUCGAUUUUGAUUUUUCCUCGCCGGCGUUUUUCUUCCGUUUCUCGCGGAUUUAGUUUUUCGAUAUUGAAAAUUCUUGUUGUUUCGUUGCGAUUUCUCUUUCCGUUCUUAAUCUGAGUUUCGCGGACGUGAAGGUUUCUGGAACGAAUUGAAUUCUCUGAGUUUUAUCGUUUGUUGUGGCUGAAUUAGGGUUUAUUCGUAUUUUUCGGUUGUGUGUAUGUUGAGUAUAUGUGUCGCGUGGAGUGGGUAUGAAGCGGAGUUGAAUGGUGGAUGGAGAAAUCCUUCGACAUUGGCCGGUGUUCGUUUCCUUUUCGUGGAAGAAGAUAAUUAGGGCUUCGCAUUGUUUUUCUAUAGGAAAUUGGGUUUCAAUAUUCGUAACAAGAUGAUCAUCAAACGAACUAUGAAAUUCGAAACGCCGAAUCUUAAACGUUGCAAGCUCGAGGAUUCCGAUUCUGCGGAUUAUAUGUAUUCGGUGAAUUCUAAGAAACGGCGGACGGAUGGGUAUUAUUCUUAUGGCCUCCAACGCGAGGUUGAGGAUUUAAGUAUUGGUUCGGGUUCCUGGUACAACGGCGGAUUCUACUGGGGAGAUGAAUUUGAGCGAAAUCCGAAAAAAUUGAAUGGCCAGCGAGUAUUGAACCGCAGCGUCGAGAAACUACGACCCCCACUGUUGAAAUCAUCACGAGGACGAAUUCAGAUGUUGCCUUCGAGGUUCAGUGACUCGGUUCUUCAUGUAUGGAAGAACGAAGAUUCGAAGGUUGAUUUUACGGAUUCCAGCAUUGAAGAUAAUGACGACGAAGAAGAUGAAGAUGGUGUCUUAGCAGAAUCUAGAAUGAGAAAUAAGGGAUUGGCACUAUCGAAACAACAGCGGUGGAAAGAUAAUUACAGUUUGAAGAAUUCAGAGUGGGACUCAUCAGGUAAAAGUGAGGAGGAGAAAGAUAAUACUUUUAUGGGGUUCUCUAAUUUGAAUGGUUCAAGGCAUUUUAGUUCAAAAACUGUGUUGCCAUUGAAAAAAGAAGAGAAACCCACCAAGCUAACUUAUAUGGGAGCGAAGACAGAAACAAAUUCUGAAAGGAGGAAGGAUAUUUACAAGCCAGAGGAGUUUGUUCUGGGAGAUUUAGUUUGGGCGAAGUGUGGGAAAAGAUACCCUGCUUGGCCAGCGGUAGUUAUCGAUCCCUUGUUGCAAGCCCCUGCAGCGGUUCUAAAAUCUUGCAUCCCAGGUUCUAUAUGUGUAAUGUUUUUCGGAUACUCAAAAAAUGGAACUCAGAGGGACUAUGCAUGGGUGAAACAAGGGAUGAUAUACCCCUUUGCGGAGUUCUUGGAAAGAUUCAAGGGUCAGAAGCAGUUGCACAAGAGCAAGCCAAGUGAUUUCCAGAUGGCUAUCGAGGAGGCUUUAUUAGCAGAAGAUGGUUACGUGGAUGCUAGCGUGAGCAGUAUGUUAAUGUCUCUUCGAGAAGCAGAUGUCAGUGGGCUGCCUGAUGCUUCGACGUCAAACCAGGAUCUGGAAUACUAUUCCGAGAAGAAAGUAGUCAACAAAGGUUAUAGACAUUGUGAUGGAUGUGGCUUGUUAUCGCUUUGUAAAACGCUUAAGAAAGUAAAGGGCCCGCCUUCUCCAACACAACUUUUAUGCAAACAUUGCCAUAAGUUAAGACAAUCGAAGCAAUAUUGUGGCAUAUGCAAGAAAAUCUGGCACCAUUCUGAUGGUGGAAAUUGGGUGUGCUGUGAUGGUUGUAAUGUAUGGGUGCAUGCUGAGUGCGACAGAAUUUCAGGCAAGCUAUUUAAGGAUUUGGCACAUAGCGAAUAUUAUUGCCCUGAUUGCAAGGUCAAAUUCAAUCUUGAACCUCCGCAUGUUGAGAAUAAUCAAUCGAAAGUCAAUUCUGGGGACAAAGGUGCUGUGGCUUCUAUUCCAGAUAAGAUAAUAGUGGUGUGCAAUGGCAUGGAAGGAGCCUAUAUUCCUGAUUUACAUUUGGUUGUCUGUAAGUGCGGAUCUUGUGGGUCAAGAAAACAAAGACUUAGUGAAUGGGAAAAGCACACUGGAUGUAGAGCAAAGAAAUGGAAAUAUAGUGUUAAAGUGAAGGCUACAAUGUUACCUCUGGAACAAUGGAUUGCAGAGUUCAACACGAAUGGCAUAGAUUCCUCGAAGCCUUUGAAGUUGGAUAGUCAGCAGCUAAGCACCUUCUUACGUGAGGAUUAUGAGCCUGUCUAUGCAAAAUGGACGACAGAGAGGUGUGCUAUUUGUAGAUGGGUUGAAGAUUGGGAAGAAAACAAAAUUAUCAUCUGUAACAGAUGCCAAGUUGCUGUGCACCAGGAAUGCUAUGGGGCAAAAGAUAUUCACGAUUUUACGUCAUGGGUUUGCAGAGCUUGUGAAACACCAGAUGCCAACAGAGAGUGUUGCCUAUGUCCUGUGAAGGGAGGUGCUGUAAAGCCAACUGACGCUGAGGGACUCUGGGUUCAUGUCACGUGUGCUUGGUUUCGCCCUGAAGUUGUUUUCUUGAAUCAUGAGAAAAUGGAGCCUGCUGUUGGCAUCUUUAGAAUUCCAUCGAAUUCUUUUUUGAAGAGAUGUGUAAUCUGCAAGCAAAGUCACGGUUCCUGCACACAAUGCUGCAAAUGUGCUACUUAUUUUCAUACAAUGUGUGCUUCGAGAGCAGGGUACUCCAUGGAGUUGCAGUGCUCAGAGGAGAAAGGGAGACAAAUUACUAGAAAACUGAUAUAUUGUGCUAUUCAUAGAACACCAAACCCUGAUGCUGUUGUAGUGGUGCGUAGUCCUUCUGGGGUUUUUUCUGGCAGAAACUUGCUUCAAAAGCAGAAGGGAUGCUACAGGGGAUCAAGGCUAGUUACAUCAAAGAUAGAAGAAAUGUCAAAGUCAUCAGCCUCUGAAACUAAUGAGUUUGAACCAUAUUCUGCGGCAAGAUGUCGUGUUUAUGUUAGAUCAACAGAUAAGAGGGUUGAAGGGCAACCAAUAUUCCAUCGACUUAUGGGGCCGAGCCAUCAUUCAUUGGAUGAGAUUAUUAGCUUGAGCACACACAGAGAAGGAGCAGACCCCAAGUCGUUUUCCUCAUUCAAGGAACGACUUCAAUAUUUACAGAGAACUGAAAGGGAUCGGGUUUGUUUUGGUAAAUCUGGAAUUCAUGGAUGGGGCCUCUUUGCUCGGAGGAAUGUGCAAGAGGGAGAAAUGGUUGUUGAAUACCGUGGUGAGCAGGUGCGGCGCAGUGUAGCAGAUUUGAGGGAGGCUCGGUACCAAUUAGAAGGAAAAGAUUGCUAUCUUUUCAAGAUCAGCGAGGAAAUCGUAAUUGAUGCAACAGACAAAGGAAAUAUAGCACGGUUGAUCAAUCAUUCGUGCAUGCCGAACUGCUAUGCAAGGAUCAUGAGCGUCGGUGACAAUGAAAGCCGAAUCGUUCUGAUUGCCAAGACCAAUGUAGCAGCUGGAGAAGAACUAACGUACGAUUACUUAUUCGAUCCCGACGAACCCGAUGAACUCAAAGUGCCUUGCCACUGUAAAGCCCCCAAUUGCAGGAAAUUCAUGAACUAACUCUUAACUUGGUCUCAACUCAACUCGACACAAGUCUAAUUCUUUUGCUACAUCUCCUCUGCAACCUCUAUUGGAGAGCAGCUACAUUCUUUUUUCUCUUCAAAAGAAAGAAAUUUAAAGGCAGUUGUUUUGGUAUAAUAGUCAUUUUCCCCUUUCUACCCCCACCAUUUGUAUAGCAAUUUGUAGCGUAGGUGGAAUAAAAGUGUAAAUUCAAUCUGCGGCUCUUUCGAUGCUAUGCUUAGGCUUCUGAGGUGUUUUUUUAAAAAUUCCUUUCUCUAUAUAGUGUUUGUUUGUUGA